AUAUCUGCUGCUGUAUUCAAGUGAGAAGAUGAAUACAAGGAUAUUCACUUCUGCUGUAUUCACUGCUAGCCAUGAGUUCAACGCCAAAUCUCUCAAGCAUUUCAUAUUAUAGUCAAAUGUGAAAUGGCCAACACCCUCUUGCUGAAUCUAUCCAAGGCAUGUGAUGAGAACUCAGUUUUUGAUCUUCAACAAGUGUUAGAAAAGUUCACUUUCAGUACCAUAGUCAAAUCUGGUCACUAUCAGAACUUCUGUCACCAGCUUUUGAACCAGCACCUUCUACAACACCAUGCGGUGAGGAAAUGGAGCAAUGACUGAGGUUGGAAAUGAGCUCCUGUCAGUGUCUGUUUCAUGGUCAAGUCCAUUUAGUCAUGGGAUUGAUCCUCGGAGGGUAGUUGCCAGGAUCCCAGGAGUGGCUGUCCUGAGGAUUGUUAGUGACAUGUCAGCUAUGAAGAGGUACUAUGAACAGCAGCAGUCCAUAACUGAGCUUAGAGCCAUAGCAUUUGCGGAGGCUCAGUUGGGGGAGCCACUGAGGGAGGAUGGUCCAAUUCUUGGAAUGGAAUUUGAUCCCCUGCCACUAGAUGCUCUUUGUGCACCUGGGUUACCCAUUCCUUGCUAUUUGGAUUACCAAAUGAAGAGAGCUUGAGCGUAAAGAAUUUUGCUGGAAUAUGGAAUACUGAUGCCAGUGACUCUGAAUUAUGCAGGGAUGUCACUGUUCAAAAAUUAAAAUCCACGGGUGAUGAGUUUCUUUGGGCUACUUAGCAAGCAGUUUUAUAACAAGAUUUUCAAAUUAUUAUGAAAUGAAGUCAACAAAUGCUCUAAAAGGAGUUGCAUUUUCUAUUUUUUAAAAAUGUUUUCGAUGCA
Hevea brasiliensis (rubber tree) is the source of this 861-nucleotide messenger RNA. Its product is annotated as homeobox-DDT domain protein RLT2-like. The record is from RefSeq and is a predicted model, not a curated record. Gene Ontology annotation, biological process: regulation of transcription by RNA polymerase II. Lineage: Eukaryota; Viridiplantae; Streptophyta; Magnoliopsida; Malpighiales; Euphorbiaceae. The transcript has 2 exons. Bases 308 to 643 code for a protein of 111 amino acids.